Molecule: messenger RNA, 2012 nt
Organism: Empidonax traillii (willow flycatcher)
Lineage: Eukaryota; Metazoa; Chordata; Aves; Passeriformes; Tyrannidae
Gene: NEK6
Product: NIMA related kinase 6
Exons: 10
Coding region: 66-1010 (314 amino acids)
Biological process (GO): protein phosphorylation
Molecular function (GO): protein kinase activity; ATP binding
Source: RefSeq, a predicted model, not a curated record
UCCCGCCCGGCCCCGCCACCGCCCCGCCGGCCGCAGAACUGUGAGGCACAGUUUGGUAUGAUACCAUGGAAGGGCAGCACAACCACCCACAUCAUCUAGGGGACCAGAACAACCCUCUGUGCAAGCUGCCGGGGCAGGAAUUCCAGCAUGACCCUCAGAGGCACCUGACGGCGUUCCCGUACCGCUGCACCCUGGCAGACUUCCAGAUCGACAAGAAGAUCGGGCGAGGCCAGUUCAGCGAGGUCUACAAAGCAACUUGUCUGCUGGACAGGAAGCCGGUGGCACUGAAGAAGGUUCAGAUUUUUGAAAUGAUGGAUGCCAAGGCCAGGCAAGAUUGCAUUAAGGAAAUUGACCUCCUGAAGCAACUGAACCACCCCAAUAUAAUCAAGUAUUUGGACUCUUUCAUUGAAGACAACGAGCUGAACAUUGUCCUGGAGCUGGCUGAUGCCGGAGACCUCUCCCAGAUGAUUAAGUAUUUUAAAAAGCAGAAACGGUUAAUCCCGGAAAGGACGGUGUGGAAAUAUUUUGUGCAGUUAUGCAGUGCAGUGGAACACAUGCACUCCCGCAGGGUGAUGCACAGAGACAUAAAACCAGCCAACGUGUUUAUAACAGCCACAGGGGUGGUGAAGCUGGGAGAUCUUGGAUUAGGCCGGUUUUUUAGUUCUAAAACCACUGCAGCACAUUCCUUAGUGGGAACUCCCUACUAUAUGUCCCCCGAGCGAAUACACGAGAACGGCUAUAACUUUAAGUCUGAUAUCUGGUCCCUGGGCUGUUUGUUGUACGAGAUGGCAGCUCUGCAGAGUCCCUUCUAUGGAGAUAAAAUGAACCUGUUUUCUCUUUGCCAAAAAAUAGAGCAAUGUGACUACCCACCUCUUCCAGCUGAACAUUAUUCUGAAAAGCUGCGGGAGCUGGUCAGCAUGUGCAUAUACCCCGACCCAGAUCAGCGGCCUGACAUCGGUUACGUGCACCAAAUAGCCAAACAAAUGCACGUGUGGACCUCGAGCACAUGAGCACACGGAGCCAGCACAGCUCAGUCUUACUUGAAUCCUUUUCUCAGCUGAAAGCGACUGGUGCCAGGUCACACAGGUGGGAGGUUGAGCACUCGCAGCAGAGGCUCCAUCAUUUGCAGGUUAUUUGACAAGGACUCUUACAGGUGGUCGUGCUUUAACGUGAAGAUUCUGUGAGGUAUUGCAAGUGAUUCUUUUAUUUUUUAUUUUUAAGGCCAAUAACGUUACGGAUGUAGAUCAUUUAAGGGUCCUUUCUUAAAACUGUCGUGUGUAAUCUAGGAUAGCCGAUAUUACCGAGGGCUCGGCCUUUGCCAGACCUUCUCUCUUAACUGUAAUGUGAAAUACUGAAAUAAUUCCUUCAGUGAAAUCACUUUAUACUAAUGUAAGAAUUACCGUAGAUUUUGUGUAAUUUGUAUAACUGCUACUUUGCCUCUUCUGCAAAUGGUUAAUAGCAAAUUCAGUUUUUACUUGGUGUAUUUUAAAGCAGCCAUUUAUGUGUUUUUAUUAAUUCCCUCCUCUUCAGACUUAGAAACUGGGAAGGGUUGGGGGGUGGGAAACACUUUGGGUUUUCUUUUUUUUUUUUUUUUUAAUUGUAAACUUUGUGUAUUUUGCUGAUGCAUUUCUCUGUCAGAGAUGAGUUAAACAUGAGCCUGGGGAAAAGAAGCCAAACAUGCCAAGCAAACCCAAACCAGCUUUGCUCCUGCAGAGAAUUGCUCCUCACCCUCAUUUUCCCUUUGGGAAUGGCUCUUCUCAGCCUCCAGGUUCUUGUUUAAAACCAGUGUUGAUCGAAGCCAGUUCGAUUUUGGUGCAGAGACUUUUACACAUUCAAUAGUACAUUGGGUACUAUCAGUGGAACUUCAGCAGUGUUUUAAACACUUGGAAAAUUUUUUAAAAAAUAAAUGAAAUGCUCUGUGUAUGGAAUUCUGCAUAGGAUCAGCCCCGUCCCUCAAACUGUGAAAGCUCAUUACAGAAUGUGAAUGUCAAUGAAUCUCAGCCUGAUCUGAA